Messenger RNA from Mucor mucedo, 606 nucleotides. Its product is annotated as HSF-type DNA-binding-domain-containing protein. Gene Ontology annotation, molecular function: sequence-specific DNA binding; DNA-binding transcription factor activity. The coding region runs from base 1 to 606 and encodes 201 amino acids. NCBI's taxonomy places the organism in Eukaryota, Fungi, Mucoromycota, Mucoromycetes, Mucorales, Mucoraceae. Gene Ontology annotation, biological process: regulation of DNA-templated transcription. The transcript has 3 exons. The record is from RefSeq and is a predicted model, not a curated record.
AUGUCCCUUCAGCCACCUUCCUCCAAUAAAUCCAAUACCAUAAGCAGCAAUACAUUUGUUCAUAAACUCUACAAUAUGGUUGUGGAUAAUCAGUAUCAACAUUUGAUUGCAUGGAACUAUACAGGAUCUUCAUUUAUUGUUUGUAAUAUCAUGGAAUUUUCAAGAGACGUCUUGCCAAAGCAUUUUAAACACAAUAAUUUCAGCAGUUUUGUGCGUCAGUAUGGAUUUCACAAGGUGAAUAAAUCACCAAGAGGACAUCGAACUUUAGCAGAGAACCAGAUUUGGGAAUUCUCGCAUCCAAAGUUUAUAAAGGACCGCCCUGACUACCUCGAUGAAAUCAAACGAAAAUCGCUAGAAACAGAAACAACACGUAGAGAUCAUGGCGAUAUCAAUUCACAUAUGGCUAUGAUGCAGGUCUCCCAAUCAGAAAUGGCACAACAACUCGCUCGUUUACAAGAUAAUUUCUCUCAGGUCGUGCGGGAAUUGGCAGACACUAAAAGUAAACAACACAAACAGCAACAAGUCCUGAAAAACAUGAUGGAUUUCUUAUCUUCCCGUCAUGGCGCACAAUGUAAGCCUCCUUUCUAUCUGUGUCUCUCUAUCUAA